AUGGCAGAUGACAAUAAUCUUUAUGAAUCAUUUAAUCGUAAUUUAAAACAUUAUGCAAACUUACUCAUCCAAACCAAUUCAAAUCAAAUAUUUUGGGAUAUAGUUUUACUAACAUCAGGAAAUUUACAUCAAAAGUCAUUAUACGAACGUCAAAUCAGGCGUAAACUCGAAAAAAACGAAAUACCAAAUUUAGCAGAUCCUCAAGGAAUUCAAAUUGGAAGUGGAGGAAGCACAUUGUUAGCGAUGAAAUUCCUUGAUGACACAUAUGGAUCAAUUUUAAAACAAAAGAAAGUUUUGUUGAUUCACGCCGGAGGAUAUUCAACAAGAUUACCUCACGUUAGCGCAUCAGGAAAAAUAUUCAUGAAAAUUCCAAUCGAACGAAAUUGGAUAGAAUUAUUUGACUUGAAGUUGAUUAUUUAUCUAGAAUUAAUCAAUUAUUUAAAGGAUGGGACUGUAUUUCUUACUAGUUCAGAUACAAUUGAAUUGAUGUCACUUAACGCAAAGGAAACUUCUUUACAAACUUCGAUAUAUAAUACACCAUUUGUAGCAUUAGCGCAUCCAUCCACAUUACAAAUUGGUACGACGCAUGGUGUUUACAAAAUACAAGACGAUUGUCAAGAUGAUAUAUUAUUACCUAAAGAUCAAGGAAGUUUCAUUAAAAUAUGUAAAGAAUAUUUACAUAAACCAUCUAUUGAAUUUAUGAGAAAUCAUAAUGGCAUUAUUCAUUUAGAUAAUGGUGGAUAUGAAUUUGUAUAUACGGACAGUACUUACUUCUUUGAUUAUAACAUAUUAAAAAUAUUUCUCAAGAUAUUGGAUGAAAUUCAACCAUUAACGUAUGAAUUAGAAGCAUGGUCUGAUUUCUUAUCAACAAAAUUCACAAAUCGCAUCAUAACGCAAGAAAUCUCAACAUUAGAAAAAGCACAACUUACGAUUCUAAAGGAGCUUUAUUCUCUCGAAAAUCCCAAAUUAAAUGUUUUAAUAUUAAAUAAUUCAAAAUUUUAUCAUAUGGGAACUAUGUUUGAAUAUUUAAAUGAAUGUUGUAUAAAUCCUCAAUUUAAAGGAAUUGUAAAAUUUACUUCAGAAGAAUCGUUAGAUAAGAAAACUUCAAAUAAUGGAAAUAUUUGUAUGAUAAAUAGUCAUAUAAAUGAAAAUACAGUAUUAUUUGAAGAAUUCGCUCCUAUAAUUUUAGAUAAUAUUAAAGUUCAUAAAACUUUUGCUGAAGAAGAUAAGAAGGUCAUCAUUGGAGGAUGGAGUAUAUUAAGCAACAUUGAAUUAAACACAUCAAAUUUAAUGUCGAAAGAAAUUAGAAUACCAAAUCAUAUAUGUAUGUUUACUUUACAUUUAAAAAUCCUAAAUCAAAAAAUCUUUUCGACUUUUAAUAAUGAAGAAGGUUUUGUCACAUUUAUCUUUGGUAUAAAUGAUGAUAUGAAAGCAAAGUAUUCUUUUGAUUCUUUAAUUAUUUAUAAAAAUAUUCUUGUACAUAAAAUCAUUCAUUCACAAUAUUAUAAAUGUAAGAAUUUACAAGAACAAUUACCACCUAAAUUAGCAUUAUGGAAUGCUCCUAUAUUUCCUAUGACUAAAACCAAAGAACAAUCUAUUAAAUUAGCUAUACAAAUGUUAGAAAAAAUAGAAAAAGCAAAAUAUAUAAUAGAAAAUAAUAUUAUAGAAAAAGAUAUGGAAAUUUAUGAAAAGGAUAUUCUUAAAGAAAAUUAUGAAAUUAUUAUAUUUACAUCACUAAAAAUGAGUGUUGAAAUAAUGGAAAUAUUAUAA
Molecule: messenger RNA, 1770 nt
Organism: Funneliformis geosporum
Lineage: Eukaryota; Fungi; Glomeromycota; Glomeromycetes; Glomerales; Glomeraceae
Source: the annotation of a GenBank genome assembly